Molecule: messenger RNA, 1835 nt
Organism: Gloeophyllum trabeum ATCC 11539
Lineage: Eukaryota; Fungi; Basidiomycota; Agaricomycetes; Gloeophyllales; Gloeophyllaceae
Product: cytochrome P450
Exons: 14
Coding region: 1-1704 (567 amino acids)
Molecular function (GO): heme binding; oxidoreductase activity, acting on paired donors, with incorporation or reduction of molecular oxygen; iron ion binding
Source: RefSeq, a predicted model, not a curated record
AUGGAUGCUGCUUCUUCUACUAGUACACUGUAUAUUUUUCUAAUCGCUGCUACCUUAAUUGCCGCAUACCUAGUACGCCGAGCACUAAUUCCUUCUCCGCUGCGCCUUAUUCCGGGCCCGCCUGCUGAAUCGUGGUUCAAAGGUAACCUGGGCCAGCUCUUCAACGCAAAGGGUCUGCGCUAUCAUCACGACCUAGUCGAAAGAUACGGAGGCGUCGUGAAGGUGCAUGGUUUCUUUGGCGACGAGCAACUGUAUAUUUCCGACCCUAGAGCUUUACACAGCAUAAUUCUCUCAGACCAUGAUGCCUUUGAGGAGACACGUGUCUUUAUCGAGACGAACAAGGUCAUAUUUGGGGAAGGCCUGGUGGCCACGACAGGCGAACAUCAUAAACGCCAACGAAAGAUUGUCCUACCAAUUUUCUCCACGGCCAACCUCCGAAGAAUAACGCCAGUAUUUUAUGAAAUAGCGCACAAGUUGGUGGAUGCCCUUGCCAGUGACCCCAAUAUUUCCACGGGGGCGGAGAGGAAUCCCAUAGACAUGGCCUCCUGGAUGUCCCGAGUUGCGCUAGAGAGCGUGGGGCAGACCGUUCUUGGGUACUCCUUCGAUCCUCUCGAGACACCGUCAAGUAACCCGUACACGAGCGCCGUCAGGGAAUUAAUACCGACAUUGUUUUCAUUGUCGCUUGUCCGGCAGUUCGCUCCGUUCCUCGCUAAAUUAGGACCACCGUCCCUCCGCCGGAAGCUGGUGGAAUGGACGCCGAUCAAGUCGGUUCAGAAAGUGAAGGACAUGUCCGACGUCAUGUAUAACACUGCGCGCUCGAUACUGCGGCAGAAGACCGACGGUGAUGCGGAGGAUGCCCCCACCAGCGCAGCAGGAGGGAAGGACCUCCUUCGGGUACUAAUGAAAGAGAACAAGAACGCCCUCCAUGACGACAAACUUACGGAAGACGAGAUCAUCGGGCAAAUGACUGUCCUCAUCUUCGGCGCUCAGGACACCACUUCGUCCGCGUUAUCCCGAUUGCUGUAUAUGCUUUGCACACAUCCGGAUAUUCAAGAGAAGCUGCGAGACGAGAUCCGAGACGCUCAGAAUGCAGGGAAUAUAGAUGAGAACGGUGACCUGGAUUACGACAUUCUCAUGUCGCUGCCUUGGCUAGACGCUGUCCUUAAAGAAACCCUCCGAUUAUAUCCCCCUGUUCCGUUUGUCCGCCGCACUGCCACGAAAACGAGGAGAAUACCCUUGUGGCGGGCGAUCCACUCCGAUCGGUCAUCAGAGACGCCUAUAGACUCCGUUGUAAUCCCGGAAGGAACCACGCUCUUCCUGGGCCUUGCUGCGGCAAAUCGUUCGGAAGACGUUUGGGGUCCGGAUGCUAAAGAGUGGAAGCCAGAACGAUGGUUGAACGACGAGCUUAUUCAAGGGAAAGCUAGUGAUGUACCGCGGCUACCUGGGAUUUAUGGCAACGGGAUGCUGACAUUCUUUGGGGGCGAACGCUCCUGCGUCGGCUACAAAUUCGCACAAGUCGAAAUCAAGAGUAUACUGGCGACUCUAUUAUCAAACUUUGAGUUCUCUCCGACGGCCGACCGGGUCGUGUGGAACCUAUCCCAGAUCAUCUCGCCCUCGGUCAGGAAGGAUGUUAUAUCGCCAUCCGGGGCUCGUGAGGUACAGGAGCAACAAGGACUCCCUCUCAUCGUGCGCCCUAUAGUUUGAGACAUUUCUUGGACACCAUAUGGACUGGCUCUUAUACCUAAUCUACGAUAUGCAUGAAUAAUGGACAAUAUACGUAUCUCUUGCAAUGUAUUCCCCGAUGUCAUGAUCAUAACUUUUGCAUAGCUUGCCCC